This is a messenger RNA of Enterobius vermicularis (human pinworm), 2952 nucleotides long. The record is from the annotation of a GenBank genome assembly. NCBI's taxonomy places the organism in Eukaryota, Metazoa, Nematoda, Chromadorea, Rhabditida, Oxyuridae.
AUGACCAUCGAUGAUGCAAAGGAGCGAAGAAGAAACGAUCCGCAAGCGAAACGAGAAAGGGAAUGGUUUGCGGAGAAGAAGAUACAAGUGCAUCGCAUAAAGGACGCAAUAGUGAGGGCUAGGGCAGAGCUGGUGAGGCAGAGAGAACGGAGACCAAGGACUGAUAAGGAUAGGCGCAAUGCACAAAUUCUUGGCACUAGCAACGCAGCGGAGCUGGAGCGCAUAGCUAUAGAAAAUGAGCAAAGACUAGAAAUAGUUGAGGAAAGAAUCCAGCUGCGAAAACAGGAAAUUAGAAGGAAAAAGCUGAGAAAAGCAUUCUAUGCUCAACCGUCGCUUAGGGUUCUUAAAAAGCUUACGGUUCUUAAAAAUGGAAAAAUACCGAGGAUUGACCGGCCGGGAGCAGACGAGAUUGAGAGGUUCUGGGAGCCUAUAUUAGGACGGGCAAAAGAAUCAAAGCCGCGCGAAUGCGAGUACCUACGAGAAUGGGAGGAAACGUUGCGAUUGGAAUAUCAUGAGUUUUCCAUCAGUGAGGCGCGGGUUGAGCAGGAACUUCAGAAAGGGAUAAGACACAUGAAGCCCAGGAAGGCUCCAGGACCAGAUGGAAUCCAGGCCUUCUGGUGGAAGAGCAUUCCAGGAGUUUCCGCGCUACCGAGUAAAGUAGGAGCGAAAAUUAUUCUUUUAGGUAAGUGGCCAUUAGACUGGCUAGCGCAGGGUAGAACAGUGCUAAUAUAUAAGAAAGGGGAUGCCAAGAACCCCAGCAAUUACAGGCCUAUAACAUGUCUGAACACAUGUUAUAAGGUCCUCACAACGGCGAUCAAUGCACUACUUCUAAAACACCUAGAAGGAGUGAGCGAUUUUACAAGAGAACAGCGCGCUAACAAAAAAGGAGAAGGGGGGUGUCUACAUGCGUCGCUAAUAGAUAGGGCUAUAGUAAAGGAUGCGCAGGUAGGUAAAAGACACCCUCUGAGUGUAGCAUGGCUUGACUAUAAGAAAGCGUUUGACUUCAUUCCGCACGCAUAUAUUAAGUGGCUACUUAGAGCAGUUAACGCGGCUAGGUUUAUUCUGAGGUUUGUAGAUAGGGCUACGGACAGAUGGGGGACAACUUUUCAUUCUCAAAACGCCAUCACCAGGAAGAUUCCAGUAAAAAAUGGAAUCUUUCAAGGCGACUCACUGUCUCCCACUCUGUUUGUUUUAGCCGUAGGGCCGCUCUCGUACGCCCUGAAUCGAUUUGGACCUAGGAUGGAGACGAGUUUUGGAAGGACAACAGGUAGGACGCUUCAAUGCAACCACCUGUUUUAUAUGGACGAUUUGAAACUUUUCGCUAGGGGUACGGAGCAAUUAGGUAAGUUACUGAGCAUAGUUAGGUCAGUUUCUUCAGUCUUAGGAUUAGAACUAAAUUUAGAUAAAUGCGCUAAAGCGGAAUAUAUCCCCGGUGGUGGCAGGGUAGCACCCAGUCUGAUGGGUAUUAGAGAAUUAGGAGAAGCGCGUACUUAUAGGUACCUAGGGAUUGAGCAGCACUUUAAAAACACCGGGGAUGGGUAUAAUCUUUUAGUAGCAGAAGCUAAAGCCGAAGUAAGACAAAUCCUCAGCACAGACCUUAGUUUAGGGCAAAAGAGGCUGGCGCUGUCAUCGAUCGUCGUAGCCAAAAUGUCGUACUUUUAUAUGAUGACAGCGGGCGGCAAAACGAAGCUAGUUGACUCACUUAAGGCAGCCACGCAGUUAGACACUGAGAUUAGGGCGAUCUUAUCGGAGGAGAUGGCCAUAUAUGCCAAAUCAUGCACAAGCCGUGUCUACCUAGCCGCAGAGGAAGGGGGACACGGAUGGCCUUCGAUGAAGGACGAGCUGGAAAAUCAGGUGGUGGCGUUCUACGCUUAUCUAGCUAGUAUGCCAGAGCUAAGGCCUAUAUGGUAUUUUAAUGAGGCCACGCGUAAGAGCGGCAAGCGCAGCAUUAAUACGGACGUUAGGGAAAUACUAGCUAGGUACGAGGUAGAAGUAUCAGGUGGUAACCUGUGCUUUUACGGCGAUAGGGACUUUCUUAAUCAGCCGCGCAAUUUAAGAAAGUAUUUAGUUAACAGGAUUAGGGAGUAUAGGGCAGCGGAGCGCAUACUGCAGUGGCGUAGUAAGGAGGUGGCAGGAAAGGUUCACCGAAUGGAGAACCUAAACCACUACCUCAGCUUUAGAUGGCUGAAACGUGGCUGCAUAAGCUCGCAGAAUGCUAGGAUAGCUUUAGGUAUACAAGAGCAUAAUAUUCUUACUAGGGCUAGCGCAGCAGCUGCAGCAAUAAGGAGAUCUUUAGGUAGUAACCAAUCUAGUCUUUGUAGGCAAUGUGGUAAGAGGGAGGAGACCGUUGAGCACGUAGUAUCAUCAUGUAGUAAGUGGCUCUCCAACCUUUAUGUAGAAAGGCGCGACGCGGCUUUGAGGGUAGUCUACUAUCACUUGGCGACUAGAUACGGGCUUCCUACUGUACAUUACAGUCAGGAGCUCCCCGAUCAGGCGAAAAGUGAUAGCGCUGAGCUUCUCUGGAAUGUAGCCAUCCAGACGCAGCGGUUAAUGGACCACCGAAAGCCAGAUCUCGUUUUAAUAGAUAGCAAGAAUAAGCAAAUAUAUGUAGUUGAGAUUUCGGUGGCCAGCGCAGUAGGGAUUGAGCAGCAACAUAACAUUAAGUUUAAUAGGUAUGUUGUAAACUCGAGGAAGCAGGAGGACGAAACGAAGACGCCGUACGAGAGGGGUCCCAAGCUGGUGGACGACAUGCGACAAAGGUACAAAAUGGACGUAAGUUUUAUUCCUAUUGUUAUUGGCACCACCGGGGAAAUCAGUUAUCGAACGACGAAAGCGUUGGAGCAACUGCCGGGAAUGAAUCGGAGAAAACUAGAGGACGUCGCCGAAAGACUUUCGAGGGCUGUAGUAAUCAACACAGCACGAAUAGUGAAGAACCACUUGGCUAAAAAAUAA